CCUCGGCCAUGGGCGAGCACCCCAGCCCGGGCCCCGCAGUGGCCGCCUGCGCCGAGGCGGAGCGCAUCGAGGAGCUGGAACCCGAGGCCGAGGAGCGGCUGCCCGCGGCGCCGGAGGACCACUGGAAAGUCCUGUUUGAUCAGUUCGACCCCGGGAACACGGGCUACAUCAGCACAGGCACGUUCCGCAGCCUCCUGGAGAGCCACAGUGCCAAGCUGGACCCGCACAAAAGGGAGGUGCUCCUGGCCCUCGCCGACAGCCACGCGGACGGGCAGAUCUGCUACCAGGACUUUGUCAACCUGAUGAGCAACAAGCGUUCCAACAGCUUCCGCCAGGCCAUCCUGCAGGGCAACCGCAGGCUAAGCAGCAAGGCCCUGCUGGAGGAGAAGGGGCUGAGCCUCUCGCAGCGACUGAUCCGCCACGUGGCCUAUGAGACCCUGCCCCGGGAGAUUGACCGCAAGUGGUACUACGACAGCUACACCUGCUGCCCUCCGCCCUGGUUCAUGCUCACGGUCACACUGCUGGAGGUUGCCUUUUUCCUCUACAAUGGGGUGUCACUGGGUCAGUUUGUACUGCAGGUAACUCACCCACAUUACCUGAAGAACUCACUGGUUUACCACCCGCAGCUCCGAGCGCAGGCUUGGCGCUACCUGACGUACAUCUUCAUGCAUGCGGGGAUAGAACACCUGGGACUCAACGUGGUGCUGCAGCUGCUGGUGGGGGUGCCCCUGGAAAUGGUGCAUGGAGCUACCCGAAUCGGGCUUGUCUAUGUGGCCGGCGUUGUGGCAGGGUCCUUGGCGGUGUCUGUGGCUGACAUGACCGCGCCGGUCGUGGGCUCUUCCGGAGGGGUGUAUGCUCUCGUCUCUGCCCAUCUGGCCAACAUCGUCAUGAACUGGUCGGGCAUGAAGUGCCAGUUCAAACUGCUGCGGAUGGCUGUGGCCUUGAUCUGCAUGAGCAUGGAGUUCGGGCGCGCCGUGUGGCUCCGCUUCCACCCGUCGGCGUAUCCCCCGUGCCCUCACCCGAGCUUCGUGGCGCACCUGGGCGGCGUGGCGGUGGGCAUCACCCUGGGCGUGGUGGUCCUGAGGAACUACGAGCAGAGGCUGCAGGACCAGUCGCUGUGGUGGAUCUUCGUGGCCAUGUACACUGUCUUCGUGCUGUUCGCCAUCUUCUGGAACAUCUUUGCCUACACCCUGCUGGACCUGAAGCUGCCACCACCCCCGUGAGGGCUGGCGGCCCGAGGUGGGGGAGGGGAGGGAGAAGCAGCACCCACAGGGCUACCUGUGUGCUUCUAAUCGUCACCAGCUCUGUGAGGAUGGGCAGGCAAGGGCAGAACAGCGGGGCUGCUGUAAUAUUUGUGCUUUUGGACAGACAGUGAACUCUUUCCUGAAAGGCAUCUGGUGGAGG
Propithecus coquereli (Coquerel's sifaka) is the source of this 1404-nucleotide messenger RNA. RefSeq names its product rhomboid, veinlet-like 3 (Drosophila) (gene RHBDL3). Bases 9 to 1223 code for a protein of 404 amino acids. Gene Ontology annotation, molecular function: serine-type endopeptidase activity; calcium ion binding. NCBI's taxonomy places the organism in Eukaryota, Metazoa, Chordata, Mammalia, Primates, Indriidae. The transcript has 9 exons. The record is from RefSeq and is a predicted model, not a curated record. Gene Ontology annotation, cellular component: membrane.